CUUCUGCUGCUUCGGCGCCGCCGGGGACAUCUCCCUCGCCUCGAGCUCGCUACGAGGAGGAAGGGGGAGGCGCGAUUUGAUUCAAAAAAUCCCAACUAACCGAAUCCAAUCCUAACCGCUGGCCCUAACUCCCCUCUCUAUUUAAAGCCACCUCCCCCAACCCGUCCGCCGAGUGCUCUUUUCCGCCGCCUCCUUGCCCUAGCUAACCACUCCGCCGCCGCCACCAUUGGAGCACCGAGCUCGAGCUUGGGGAAGCCGUCGAAUAGCGCCGCUCCGCCCGGUCUGAGCUCACCCUCGGCACGGAGAGCUCAUCGGUUUUUCUUCUCCACCGCUCAUCGGUUUUUCUUCUCCACCGCCCGACCACCACCUCCGCCGAGAUUUCUUCCCGUCGCCCGCCUUCUUUGUCAGGAAACGAGAGCUGGAAUUAGAGUCAUGUCGCUGCAUAACAAACCUAAGAAGGCUCUAUUGAAUGGAAUUGUCCCGCAGGAUUAUAUUUGCACAAAAAAUGAUCUUGAUAUUAUUCUACCAAUUAAAAACAUGCCUUCUUUACCUGGAAAAGAAGUACUUGUGCUCAUUGAUGAUGCUCUCGUAGACAGGAGGCAUUUGGAAUGCCUUUUCCAACCGAGUGCAUUUUUGAAUGAUGAGGUCAUAAAUGCAUACAUUUGCUUAUUAAGGGCUCAAGAGCAUCUACAACGUAGGUCCGGUGGUACGGUCUACCUGGAGACUACUUAUGUCUCAACCCUUCUAAAGCGGGAUGGUGAUAAUAACAUUAGAAUGGAUGAUCUAUAUGCUACACAUGACACCAUUGAAAAUAGCACCAUUGAACGAAGGGUUGAAAGAUACUUGGACCAUGACAUGGUAUUUAUUCCAAUAAACAUCGAGGGAAUCCACUGGUAUCUUGCUGUGAUUGACGCCAGAAAAAGUGAGAUACAUGUGCUCGAUUCGAUGGGUCCUGUAUAUGAUCGCGAAGACCUCAGUACCACUCUGAACGGAUUGCAGAGGCAAAUAGACAUUGUAUCGCAGCUCAAGGAGCUUAAAAACCACAAGUGGCAGAACCUACGGGUUGCUUCAUGGCCGGUUAGACAGAUACAAUUCGAAAAGAUAAUGCAGACAGACAGCUGUUCAUGCGGUCUUUUCAUGUUAAACUACAUGGAAUACUGGACAGGGGAUGUGCUGUCUGACAAUAUAACUCAAGAUGAUAUGAUACAAUUCAGGACAAAAUUAGCUGCUAUUUUGUUAUCAUCAGAACUAAACAAGAGAAAAGGACAUCCGUCAGUCGAAGAGAACGAUGAAGAAAGUGGAAGUCCAGAUGAUGUUGUGAUGCUAAAAAAUCCCCCUAAUCUAUGCAAAAGGUCACAACAAUCCGUUCAGUCUAAAGUCAUGAAUACAAAUAAGUCUGCCGAUGAAACUAGAGACCAGUCCUCAUUGUGUGCCCUUUCCAUGGUGGACAUACCGAUAGGCAAAAAAGAACUGACAGAUGUCGUAUGCAAUUAUAUCAUGUUAAUUGAUGAUGCUGAGACAUUAGAGACACAAUGGGUGCAAAGUUUGAAGCCUUACCUGAUUUGCUUAAGUGUCAAGCAACUCCAAGCAUCAUUAAAGAUGGAUCAACCCAUGUCCAACGCUUGUUUCAACUUGGGUGUUCGGAUUCUCGCAUACACAGAAUACAAGAUGUUGAAAAGUUCCAAGAAAAUGGUUUCAAAGCACUAUAUGGACCUGCAAUUCUGCACGUUAUCUGAUUUUGGACGAGACCCAAAGUAUAGAAAAAAGCUUGAUGUUCGAGAGUUGGCCAAAUCGUUAGAAAGCUGGCCUUUCAUGAACUAUGAUGUCUCACGUUGCAAAUUUAUUCUUAUGCCAUUUGCACAACAUGGCAUGUUCUUGCUUUUUGUGUUCGACCAUGAGGACAGAACUAUGACCGUACUGGACUCCAAUCCUAUUCCAGAUUGGUAUAAAGAUAUGCCAUACAAGCAGUACGCACAUAAAAUUAUUCAUAUUGCCAAGUAUUAUAUGGUUGCCAUGAGAGUAGCAUGUCCUGGGUGGAACGACGAUGUUUAUAGAUGGCAACAUAUAAUCUCAGCUGGUACUCCAAUGGACGUAUACGGGUAA
Messenger RNA from Phragmites australis (common reed), 2103 nucleotides. RefSeq lists its product as uncharacterized. Gene Ontology annotation, cellular component: nucleus. The record is from RefSeq and is a predicted model, not a curated record. The transcript is spliced from 11 exons. Gene Ontology annotation, biological process: protein desumoylation. NCBI's taxonomy places the organism in Eukaryota, Viridiplantae, Streptophyta, Magnoliopsida, Poales, Poaceae. Bases 433 to 2103 code for a protein of 556 amino acids. Gene Ontology annotation, molecular function: deSUMOylase activity.